AUGGCGACGCCCACAGGCAACGAUGCCAAUCUGACCGGUAAAAGGCUCAAUGUCCUUGUAUACUCCGGUUCGCUCACCCAUUCCGCCUGGCAACUGAGCCGCUUUCUGACCGACAAUGGCCCGACAGGAACCGGAACCACCGUUGACUCAGUCCGCCACACCCUCUACACCCUGCGCCGCCUGCUUGCUCCCCAUUAUGCUGUUACCCCCGUCACUGGGGAUAUGCUCCUCAAGGAGCCGUGGACGGCUACAUGUGCCCUACUGGUGAUUCCCGGUGGCGCCGAUCUGGGCUACGGCCGCACGCUCAAUGGCCCGGGCAACCGUCGCAUCACGCAGUUCGUGCGCCGGGGUGGGAAAUAUCUCGGUCUGUGUGCGGGUGGUUACUACGGUUGCAAAAAGUGCGAGUUCGAGGUCGGUGAUAAGACUAUGGAGGUCAUCGGAGACCGGGAGCUUGCUUUCUUCCCUGGUACAUGUCGUGGCGGAGCGUUCCCCGGGUUUGUCUACCACAGCGAGGCGGGCGCACGGGCAGCGCAGUUGGAUGUCUCGAAAGAAGCAUUGAGCAUUGGAAAUGUGCCGGCCAAGUUCCGUUCAUACUAUAAUGGUGGUGGUGUCUUUGUGGAUGCGCCACGGUUCAAGGACCAGGGUGUUGAGGUGCUAGCCAACUACUCGGAGAAGCUCAAUGUUGAUCCUGGAGAGGGCGCGGCUGCUAUCGUCUACUGUAAAGUGGGUGACGGAGCAGCCAUCUUGACAGGACCGCACCCGGAGUUUGCAGCUGUGAACCUGGACCCCAAUGCUAAUGGACCCGAGUUCAAAGACAUCGUCGACGCUAUUACCGCCGACGACAAGGAGCGUACAGGCUUCUUGAAGGCUUGCCUAUCCAAACUUGGACUACAAGUUGCGCAAGACACCGCACAUGUGCCUUCCCUGUCGUCGUUGCACGUUUCUGGUCUUGAUGCAGACGAGACUAUGGAGAUUUUGUCGAGCCUCGUGCCAGCGUUGACCAGCGAAGGUCAGAAUGAAUACUUGAAAGACGAGUAUGACACAUUCCGCAUUGAGCGUCCCGGCACAUGGAACCUGGGCGACUUGGAGGAGUCGCUCCCCGACGAGUCCGCUACGUCUGGUGAUGGUAUUAUUGAUUACCAAAAGAUUGUAAAGAGACUUGUGAUCCAUGAUGAUCUACCAUCCUCGAAGCUCACUCCUUACUUCAACCACCAUGCAUUCUACGCCAACCUUCGCCAGUAUCAAUCCGAAUCGAAAGAAGGCGCUUCGAAGUUUGGGUCUAACCUCAUGUAUGGUGAAGUGGUGACAAGUACAAACACGAUCUUGGAGAAGAAUGCACAGCUUCUUCGCCGUUUACCACAGGGCUUUACUGCCACAGCCACCGUUCAGGUCGCCGGACGUGGACGAGGUUCCAAUGUCUGGAUCUCACCAGCAGGCGCCCUGAUCUUCUCCACAGUAGUCCGGCAUCCGAUCGAGAAGAUUCAGUCGGCCCCCGUGGUGUUCCUGCAGUACCUCGCGGCUAUGGCCGUCGUUAAGGGCAUCAAGAGCUACGCUAAAGGAUAUGAGAAGAUUCCUGUCAAAAUGAAGUGGCCCAAUGACAUUUAUGCCCUCGACCCUGAGGACCCUGAGCAAAAGCGAUACACCAAGAUUUGCGGUAUCCUAAUCAACUCUCAUUUCAUGUCAAACGAAUACAUCUCUGUCGUUGGCAUCGGCGUCAACGCCACAAAUGCAUCCCCGACCACAGCCCUGACGUCGCUAGCAGCGCGCUACGCUUCUCCCGGCGCUGCCGAUGCCUCGCCCGUCACACUCGAGAAACUUCUAGCGCGGAUCUUGACAACCUUCGAAGACCUAUAUACCCGUUUCCUGCGCGUCGGGUUUGACCGCGGCUUUGAGGCAAUGUAUUACGAAGACUGGCUGCACAUGCACCAGAUCGUCACACUUGAAGAGGAAGGUGGUGCUCGUGCCCGCAUCCAGGGUAUCACUCGAGACUACGGUCUUUUGCUUGCCGAGGAGCUAGGUUGGAAUGACCGACCGACCGGGCGGGUGUGGCAGCUGCAGAGUGACAGCAAUAGUUUUGAUUUCUUCCGCGGGCUGCUGAAGCGGAAGGUGUAA
Penicillium cinerascens is the source of this 2112-nucleotide messenger RNA. RefSeq names its product biotin--[acetyl-CoA-carboxylase] ligase BPL1. Gene Ontology annotation, biological process: protein modification process. The transcript has 4 exons. The record is from RefSeq and is a predicted model, not a curated record. NCBI's taxonomy places the organism in Eukaryota, Fungi, Ascomycota, Eurotiomycetes, Eurotiales, Aspergillaceae. Gene Ontology annotation, molecular function: biotin--[biotin carboxyl-carrier protein] ligase activity. Bases 1 to 2112 code for a protein of 703 amino acids. Gene Ontology annotation, cellular component: cytoplasm.